Gorilla gorilla gorilla (western lowland gorilla) is the source of this 876-nucleotide messenger RNA. RefSeq names its product C-C motif chemokine 4. Gene Ontology annotation, biological process: antimicrobial humoral immune response mediated by antimicrobial peptide; inflammatory response; positive regulation of GTPase activity. Bases 289 to 567 code for a protein of 92 amino acids. Gene Ontology annotation, molecular function: CCR chemokine receptor binding; chemokine activity. Lineage: Eukaryota; Metazoa; Chordata; Mammalia; Primates; Hominidae. The record is from RefSeq and is a predicted model, not a curated record. Gene Ontology annotation, cellular component: extracellular region. The transcript is spliced from 3 exons.
CUUCCCUUUUCUUCUCGCCUGCACCUCCCUCAUCUUUCCUCUAUGAUGACAUCGCCCUGGGGAAGAGAAGCUGAGAGGAACUCCUCACUCAGCUAGCUUCAGGAGCCAUGACAUCAUCUCUACCAUGGAAAUUCCACUCACUCUCCUGUGCCCCCACAUUUGUCCUAGGCCUCAGAGUCCCUAUAAAGAGAGAUUCCCAACUCAGUAUCAGCACAGGACACAGCUGGGUUCUGAAGCUUCUGAGUUCUGCAGCCUCACCUCUGAGAAAACCUCUUUUCCACCAACACCAUGAAGCUCUGCGUGACUGUCCUGUCUCUCCUCAUGCUAGUAGCUGCCUUCUGCUCUCCAGCGCUCUCAGCACCAAUGGGCUCAGACCCUCCCACUGCCUGCUGCUUUUCUUACACCGUGAGGAAGCUUCCUCGCAACUUUGUGGUAGAUUACUAUGAGACCAGCAGCCUCUGCUCCCAGCCAGCUGUGGUAUUCCAAACCAAAAGAGGCAAGCAAGUCUGCGCUGACCCCAGUGAGACCUGGGUCCAGGAGUACGUGUAUGACCUGGAACUGAACUGAGCUGCUCAGAGACAGGAAGUCUUCAGGGAAGGUCACCUGAGCCUGGAUGCUUCUCCAUGAGACACAUCUCCUCCACACUCAGGACUCCUCUCCGCAGUUCCUGUCCCUUCCCUUAAUUUAAUCUUUUUUAUGUGCCGUGUUAUUGUAUUAGGUGUCAUUUCCAUUAUUUAUAUUAGUUUAGCCAAAGGAUAAGUGUCCCCUAUGGGGAUGGUCCACUGUCACUGUUUCUCUGCUGUUGCAAAUACAUGGAUAACACCGUUAAUUCCAUGUGUUUUCAUAAUAAAACUUUAAGAUAAAAUGCAAACAGUU